Messenger RNA from Podarcis lilfordi (Lilford's wall lizard), 1110 nucleotides. Lineage: Eukaryota; Metazoa; Chordata; Lepidosauria; Squamata; Lacertidae. The record is from the annotation of a GenBank genome assembly.
AUGGCUGCGGGUGUAGCAGCAUGGCUGCCCUUUGCCAGAGCAGCUGCCAUAGGAUGGAUGCCAGUUGCCAACUGUCCGAUGCCACUGGCCCCAACGGAUAAAAACAAACGCCAGGAUGAGCUCAUCAUUCUUAAUGUGAGUGGUAGGCGCUUCCAGACCUGGAGGACUACCUUGGAGAGGUACCCUGACACUCUGCUUGGCAGCACAGAAAAAGAGUUCUUCUUUAACGAAGACACAAAGGAAUACUUUUUCGACCGGGACCCUGAUGUCUUUAGGUGUAUCUUAAAUUUUUACAGGACUGGAAAACUGCACUACCCAAGGUAUGAAUGCAUCUCAGCCUAUGAUGAGGAGCUUGCCUUUUAUGGGAUCCUACCCGAUAUCAUUGGGGACUGCUGCUAUGAAGAGUACAAAGACAGGAAACGGGAAAAUGCUGAGCGGUUGAUGGAUGACAGUGACUCCGAAAAUAAGCAAGAGUCUAUGCCAGCUCUGAGUUUCCGGCAGACCAUGUGGCGAGCCUUUGAGAACCCCCAUACCAGCACCUUAGCCUUAGUCUUUUACUAUGUCACCGGCUUCUUUAUUGCUGUCUCUGUGAUCACCAAUGUGGUGGAGACUGUACCAUGUGGAACAAUCCCUGGCAAUAAGGAACUGCCAUGUGGAGAAAGGUACGAAAUGGCUUUUUUCUGCUUGGACACAGCUUGCGUUAUGAUUUUUACAGUUGAAUACCUUAUGCGACUCUUUGCGGCUCCCAGUCGCUACAGGUUCAUCAGGAGUGUCAUGAGCAUCAUCGAUGUGGUGGCCAUCAUGCCGUACUACAUUGGCUUGGUGAUGACAGACAACGAAGAUGUCAGUGGAGCCUUUGUGACUCUGAGGGUUUUCAGGGUGUUCCGGAUUUUCAAGUUCUCCCGUCAUUCCCAAGGCUUGCGAAUCCUGGGGUACACACUGAAGAGCUGUGCCUCAGAGCUUGGUUUUCUUCUAUUUUCUCUCACUAUGGCAAUCAUCAUCUUUGCUACUGUGAUGUUUUAUGCAGAGAAAGGAUCUUCAGCCAGCAAGUUCACCAGCAUCCCAGCUUCUUUUUGGUACACUAUUGUCACCAUGACAACUCUUGGGUAA